ACCAAAACAACCGGCGCCUGCACGUGUUUAAAAAUGAGCAAUAAGAGUAGGGUCGUGCAUAAAAAGCAGCUUGCCAUUAAGAAGAUAAAAGAAGAGAAAGAAAAACAAUUCUUCCUAACUGAUGAAAAUGGAAACAUCAUACCCGGAACAUACAGAACACCGGUCGGAGAAGUUAAAAUUAAAAAAAUUAAAGCAUCAGGAAAUUACGACAUCCUGUCACUUGCGCGUUCAAUGAACGACAAUUUUGCAUCGAGAACCAAAGAGUUAUUUAUCCCAGAGGUGGAUGCUGUUAAAGAAGCUAUCAAAACAGGUAUAUAUGUUGCAUGGAGACCAAUAGAUAAACCUUGGAACCAACAAGAUUGUCAACGUGUAUGUUCCACUUCUCGUUGUUUUUGUGGACACUCUUUAAAUCAACAUGAAGCGUUUUCUGUGAAUAAAGCAUUCCCAAAGUGUAAUCAGACUGGGUGCUCAUGCAAAGGGUUUAAGUUUGUUCCCAGUAGACCAGAAGAAGUUGGUGAAUUUUGGUUAACUAGACGCAAUGAUUUUGAUGGUAAUUCGUAUCGCGUUAAAUGCAAGUGUAAGCAUACUCAUGAAGAACAUGUGGCUGAUCUCGUUCCUUAUCGAUGUAAAGUUAAAAGAUGCAACUGUUCGGGAUUUUCAUCAGCUUUCCUUUGCGCUGGAUGUGACAAGCACUGGCAUGAGCAUCAAACAGUUUUUGAAACUGAAAUGGAACGUAAAGCUGAAGGACGUCCAGUUGGUGAAGGAUGGAUUCCGUUUGCUGAAUUACCAGAAUUAGCUAAAAUUGCACUGACUGGUGUAGAUAAUCCAGCUAUUCAAACAUUAACUGAUGCUUUGUCAGCAAGUGCUCGUCAAAGUCUUCUAGAAAAACAAACUUUACCUGCUAUCUCUGGAUCAAAAGAUUAAAAAAAAUGGCAGCAUUAAUAAUAAUGGCAAUAAUUUUAAAGUAAAUGUUCUUUGAAUAAAUGUUUCAAUUUAUUUGUUGUUGACAGAAAUCUAUAUUUCUAUACUACUUACUAUUUUGAUUUUCAGUAGUAUUUGCAAAUGAAUAUUUAUACACAUAUAUUUCAUUUAUUAUGUGGUUUUAAUACCCAUUACUUUUCUUUUCUUUUCACUGUGUUGUUCUCAUUAUUCUUUCCUUAAAAUCAUUUGAAUGGAUUCAUUUCCUUUAUCAUGAUUAUUUCACCAUUAAUGAGAUAUAUAAUUUUUAAAGUAUAUUUUGCUGUUCAAGAUAGACUGAAACAAAUUCUUAACUUAUUUUAAAGAACUUGAUAAAGUGAAAAGUAUCAACCGUUGUAAAAUCCUUUAAUAUAAAAACCUAAAUGUUGUAUGAAAUCAUGAUUUAAAGCAGCUAUCUAACCCUCAUUGUUUUUUUUUCUUUAAUGGUUAUUUAGUAAAAGUUAAUUUUCUGACAGAAAACUAGUUUCAAAGAGUAUUUUUUCUUGUGUGUGUGUGUGUGUGGCUUAUUUCCAUUUGUACUUUUUCAUGUACUUUUCUUUGCAAAGAUUCACUUUAUAUUUUUAUGGUUCUUAAGUGGACUAUUUCUUUCUUGAACUUUGUUCAAGCUGUGAUUUAUUUAUUUUUUUCUCUCCAGAAUAAAAAACGAUAUAACUAUUUA
Schistosoma curassoni is the source of this 1636-nucleotide messenger RNA. The record is from the annotation of a GenBank genome assembly. Lineage: Eukaryota; Metazoa; Platyhelminthes; Trematoda; Strigeidida; Schistosomatidae.